AUUAGUGUAGAUAUUCAUUGUAAAAUAAUUUAUUAUCUUUAAAUGUUAAUUUGUUUCUGAUUGUCAAUUGGAAAUCAGCAUCAGCAAUGAAUACAAAAAUUAAAAAAUGUUGUCCCAAUUGUAGUCAGUUUUUCAGCUUAAAAUUAUUAUCUUCAAAACAAAAUGCCGAAAACAUACCCCUAUUUUUAAAAUGCGGGCAUUCUAUGUGCGAAAAUUGUAUUACAAAUUUGGUCAAGUUUGAAGAACCAAUAGAAUGCAAAAUUUGUCACGAAGAUAUGGAAAUACAAGCAAACGAUGCCAAGUUAAUGGUUACAAAUAAGUUAAGAUUACGCCAGUUAUUUCCAGUCAACAUAUAUAUGCUUGGAGAGUUAUCACUAGAGCUUUUAGAGACAAAAGAUGAAGUAUACAAUAAUAAUGAUGAUGACUGUUUUCUUAAUUUGACAGCUAUUAUUCAGGCAACAGAAACAUGUCAAGGUCAAUGCUUGGAAUGUACUAAACCAACAACUAGAAUGUGUAAACAGUGCGCUACAGUACUUUGUGAAGUUUGUUUUAACAAAAGUCACAAGAAUUUUGUUAUAUUCAGAAAUCACGUUCUUCAAAAUAUAGAACCAGAAUUAUCACUGAACAAUUGUAAGGUUCAUACAGAAAAGACAUUGGACUACUAUUGCAAGGACUGUUCUAAACCAAUCUGUAUGGAUUGUUUGGUAAUUGGUGGUGAAAAAUCAUGCAAAAAUCAUAACUUGGUAUCCACACAAGAAGUUAAUGAAAAGCUUUUAGAAGAUUUAGCUGAAAUCUGCCCUAAGGUAGAUGAAACAUACCGAAGAUUAACUAAAACUGCAGUUGAUAUAGGCCAUGUUCUAUAUAACAUUGGAAAUGAUACUGGAUCUUCUGAACUGUCGCAAAUAGAAAAAGAGGUUGAACAAAGUUUCUCCAAGCUUUCAUUUAUAAUACAAGCGUUAAAAGAUGAAGCAGUCAAUAAAAUUGUUCAGCUCAAAACUGCUGAAAAAGAAUCACUGGAAAAUGCUAAAAAAUCUCUUGCUGAAUCAAUUAAGAGUGCAAAAUGUGUUUUAAAUUCUGUGAAGAAAUCUUUAAAUGUGGAAAAAAUUAAGCAGGCAAACAUGUCAUUACUGCUUGAAGAUGCUAAAAAGGUUGUCAACAGUCCUUGGUAUUUAAGCCAGAAUAAAGCUGAAAUAAAUGUUGUUGUCAAUGAAGAGGUAUGCGACCUACUUGGCAACUUUAUCCAUUUGGAUGGUGAAACUGAUGGUACAUUCAAACUCCUCACAACUGAUGAAAUAGAUCCAAAUGUUGAAAUACCUCCACCACCAGUAGCACCUGUAUUUCCACCGGAGCUGCCCAAAGAUGUUAGAGUGAAAAAAAAUCAGAAUAAACCUAAUAUUGAAAAGAAUAAUUCUAAGUCUCAGACAUUGUAUACAAAAGCUCCAACAUACCACAGCAAGAGUGCUUCCAUAUCUUCGUUGAAUUCACUCAAUAGUGAUUCCUCGUACAAAAGUUCAAGCAAUAAUAAAGAUGAUGGACUAUAUAAACCUGUACAUCAAGUGUCGCCAUAUCAAGAGAAUCAGCAACCAAAGCCAUUGUGUGCAGGUAGUCAAGAGCUAGUGUAUAUAUCACACAUCGUGACGCCGCAUAAUUUUUACGUCCAAAGAGUAAUUCAUAUGUCAAUGCUCGAAGAGUUGAUUAAAGAGUUCCGUAACGCCAUCUCCUUGCCUAAACCUUCGGUAAACAGUAUUGCAGAAGGGAAGUCAUACUUAGUUUUCAAUAAAAUGGACAAUCUGUGGCAGCGUUGCCGAGUCAACAGCAUCGAUAAGAAGGACUCCAACAAGCACUUGUACCAUGUCUUCUGCUUUGACUUUGGAAGUACUGAAGUUGUCACCAUAGAUAAAUUGCGACUGUUGCCGCCUGCACGUGCGCAGACUCCGUUUCCGUUCGCGAUCAAUUGUUCGCUGGUGAACUGCGCGCCGCUCGCCGGCGCCUGGAGCAGCGACGACGCUCUACUCAUACAGAACAUUACUGAUAACAAGCAGACAGUGCUGCACAUCCACCGCGUGCGGUCGACAGCGAACAGCCUGAGCCUGGAGUGUGACGUCACCACGUACGAGGCCGGCGUCAGUCUGGCGCACGCGCUCGUCUUCCAGGGCAGGGCGCGUCUCUGCAACCCCAAGAUGCCGUACCCAAAAAAUAUAAACGCUGGUCAGAAACCGAAGCUGUUUAUAAACAACAAUGAUUUUAAGCUAAAAACAGUGGAAGAAGUCUACAUAACAAGUAUAACGAGCCCGGAUCACUUUUACGUGAGAAAGUUACAUCUCCAGAGUGUAUAUGAAAAACUAUGUGAAGAUCUAGAUCAGAAUUACAAUCUAAAUGUCAAAAAGGGCAGUAUCUAUCUACCUGAAAAAGAUAUGGUAUGCGUGGUUAACUUAGAGAAGUAUGACGUACCGGAUGCGAACACGAGUGACGUGCGCGUGACGUGGGCGCGCGCUAUCGUGACGGAGCUGCCUGGGCGUGGACGUGUCCGACUCGCGUUGCCCGACUGUGGAGCCACAUUGGUCGCGCACUGGAGCGCGCUGCGACGUAUUGAGGCCAAAUUCACUACGCUACGGGCACUGGCGACAGAGUGCCACUUGGCGGGCGUAACUCCGCUGAACAAGAAGUGGAGCCCUAACUCUGUGGCUCUGCUGCACACUUUCCGCGGCCGCCCUCUCGACCUGCACGUCGACGACAACCGCAAUCUCUGUCUCGGUGUCACACUCUAUGAUAAGACCGAGCCGGAAGAAGUCGUUUGUGUUAACACCGAAAUGGUCAAGUACAAGUUUGCUGUCACCAUCGGUACAUUCAUGUUCAAUAAAGAAAAUAUAUUACAAGACUGUGUUGUCACAAACAAAUUGCCAGUUGAUCAUGAGAAAUCCCCACAGACAUCGAAGAAUAAAACGAAUAAAAUAAAAGUUUUAAAGAAGACGGAAGAGUUGCCCAAAUGUACAGUGAAGAAGGAACAACUGGAGGCGAAAGAUAAAGGUCCACUUAGACUGGAGGCAAAAGUGCUGUAUUAUCAGUCGCCUUCGUUAAUUUACUUGUCACUUGUUCAUCAACAGAAGACGUUUAACACUUUAUUUGAGAACAUACAAAAACAUUAUUCAAAGAAGAAGACUCAAGGCAAGAACAACUGGAAAGUGGGAGACAAGUGCUGCACAGUGUGCCGACAGUCGCAGACAUGGCGGCGCGCUACCAUACUAGACUUGCAAGGCGAAGACGCCAAGGUGUUCUACUCGGACUUCGCCUGCGUCGAAACCGUCCCCGUUGCCACUUUGAGGGAACUAACUCAGGAAUUCGCCGCAAUCGGCUACGCUGCUAUGAAGUGCCAUCUCUCUGGUGUCGCGUCCGCAGACGGAGAGGACUGGCCCUCUCUCACCAAGGAGUACUUAAAGGAAUUACUUGAUGCAUACAAAAGAGUGUUCAUUACGAAAAUGGGAAACUUUAAAGACAUGAGUAUGCCGAUCGAGAUGUGGGUGUACCACACGAUACAGGGCAGCGCGCUCGAGCCCAACACCUCGGAGUGGCGAUGUCUCAAUAAGAAAAUCAUUGAACAAGGAUUGGCAAUACCAGAUAAAUCUCAACAGGAGGAAACACCUAACGAUAAUGCAGAUAAAUCAGACGACAACAUGCUGUCGUUCCUUAACGUUAAAGGAUCCAUUGAAGAAUGGUUACAACUGGAACCGAUGCCCACGAAACCUCUCGUUGUCCAAUCAGGAUCUGAUCGUUCUAACUCAUCGACACCUGAAUGCGAAAUAAACUUUAGUGAUGACAAAGCAAAGAAAGCUAAUACUGUGUUCAUAUCAGAUUGGAUGCCGCCGGAAUCACCGCAAAACAAAGAAUUCGUCGGUGUGCCAACGUAUGUAGACAACGAUGGCAUCAUAUAUCUCCAUGAAGUAUCACAACAAGAAACAUUAGAAAUGAUUCAAAAAGCUUUAGAUGUUCGCUUCAAAAACCCUGAUCCUAAAGCAAAAUACGCGUCAUGGUCAGUCGGUGAGCCUUGCAUCGCUAUGUACUACUUGGACGACAAAUUUUACAGAGGACGUAUCUUAGAAGUUAACAAAGAAGCUUCUACAUGUUUGGUGCAUUACAUCGAUUAUGGAAACGAUGAAACAUGUAAUUUCUCCAAUCUAAGAAAAAGUAUCGCUCUUUAUCAAUUACCCACACAAGCGAUUAAAUGUAUACUAAACCGCAUCGAACCCGCAGACAAAUUCUGGGAUAGACAAACAUUAGAUUACAUGCACAAAUCGAUCGUGGAAAAGAAAUGCUAUAUUAAAAUAACAGGAAAUCCAAUCGAUGGGAUUUAUCCAAUUGAAUUAACGUACAAUAAAUUAUUGUUUAACGAUCAUUUGGUCGAGUUUGAAAUGGCAAAGUAUAGCGAUGGCUCGAAAGCGGUUAUAAGGAGAUUUGCACCAGUCGACAACCAACAGAUCGAACUCGACGAGUCCGCCACUAUUGAAACAGAUUCUGCACCUGAUUAUAUUAUUGAAGAAGAUGAUAUUGAAUCCGCCAACGACUCAUAUUGUAUGGAAUCUUUGCAGGGUAAAGAUUGGAAUCUGUUAAUACAGGAAGAGAAAGAAAAACAGAUGCUCUCGGGAAAAUUUUUAACCUUUAAAAAGAACACGAUUGAUGAUUUCAUUUGUAAUAUCACAGUGAUAAAUGAUUUUAAGUGUUUCGAACUGUUUAUAUUGCACGAUGAAGCAAUAAUUAAAGAAUACGAGGAAAUGUUUGAAAAGCUGCAAGAAUAUGCAAACGAUAUGCCACCAUUGAAUGGAAUAUAUGAGAAUAAAGCUUGCGUUGCUAUUUUCAACGAAGACGGCCAGUGGUACAGAGCCACCAUUCUCCAAUACAGCAACGAUACUAAUCAAAUUAAAGUCAAAUAUGUUGACUACGGUAAUAUAGAACUCGUAACGUUGGCUGAAGUCAGGGAGAUCAACAAGGAAUUUAUCAAUUUGCCUCCACUAACGAUCACUGCUACUUUGCACGACGUGCAAGUAAAUCCAGCAAUCGAAACUAGCGUUAUUGCGGAAGAAUACAAAAAUACCUUCUUAGAUAAAGGACCAUUCCAUGUUAAAGUUAUUAAUAAUGAAAACGAUAUUCCUUCGGUGGAAUUGAGAAAUGAAAAAUCUGAAUUAGUUUAUAAGGACCUUAUUGAAAAUAAUACUUUCUUACGUUCCAUUAACGAGUAGUUCGCUGACCCGCCUAAGUUUGAUUUGAGUACACUAUCCUAUUAUCACUAUGAAAGAAUUUAAUUUCGUUUUUGUUAUGUUUAAGGCUGAU
Molecule: messenger RNA, 5322 nt
Organism: Papilio machaon (common yellow swallowtail)
Lineage: Eukaryota; Metazoa; Arthropoda; Insecta; Lepidoptera; Papilionidae
Gene: qin
Product: RING finger protein 17
Exons: 22
Coding region: 87-5231 (1714 amino acids)
Molecular function (GO): zinc ion binding
Source: RefSeq, a predicted model, not a curated record